This is a messenger RNA of Sphenostylis stenocarpa, 1107 nucleotides long. The record is from the annotation of a GenBank genome assembly. Lineage: Eukaryota; Viridiplantae; Streptophyta; Magnoliopsida; Fabales; Fabaceae.
AUGGGAGGGGUAACGUCAUCCAUGGCGGCAAAGUUCGCUUUCUUCCCGCCGAACCCGCCGUCGUACAAAGUGGUCACGGACGACCUCACGGGGCUUCUCCUCCUGACGCCGUUUCCUCACCGCGAGAACGUGGAAAUCCUGAAGCUUCCGACGCGGCGCGGCACGGAGAUAGUGGCGCUCUACAUUCGCCACCCCAUGGCCACCUCCACGCUCCUCUACUCUCACGGAAACGCCGCCGAUCUCGGCCAGAUGUACGAGCUCUUCAUCCAGCUCAGCAUCCACUUGCGCGUUAACCUCAUGGGGUAUGACUAUUCUGGGUACGGCCAGUCAUCGGGGAAGCCAAGUGAGCAGAAUACAUAUUCAGAUAUUGAGGCGGCAUACAAGUGUCUAGAAGAAAGUUAUGGUGCCAAGCAGGAAGAUAUAAUCCUGUAUGGACAAUCUGUUGGCAGUGGCCCAACUUUGGAUCUUGCAGCUAGGUUGCCUCAAUUAAGAGCCGUUGUUCUGCACAGUCCCAUACUUUCUGGCUUAAGGGUUAUGUAUCCAGUAAAGCGUACAUACUGGUUUGACAUAUAUAAGAAUAUUGACAAAAUUCCGCUAGUUAAUUGUCCAGUUCUCAUAAUUCAUGGUACUUCAGAUGAAGUUGUAGAUUGCUCUCAUGGCAAGCAACUCUGGGAACUGUGUAAAGAGAAAUACGAACCACUGUGGCUCAAAGGAGGUAACCACUGUGAUUUGGAGCUCUUUCCUGAGUAUAUCAGGCAUCUGAAGAAGUUUAUAACAACAGUUGAGAAGUCUCCAUCACAACGAUACAGUUUCCGGCGGAGCACAGAUCAGUUUGAGCAGCCUCGAAAGAGUACAGAUAUUUUUGAAGUAAGUAGAAAGAGCACUGAUCGCAGAGAAAAACCAAGGAAGAGCACAGACAGGCCAGAAAAGCUGAAAAACUUGUCUAAUAAUGCUGAUAUGUUAGAGAAAUUGAGAAUGACUUUUGAUCAUAAGGAAAGGUCGCGGAGAAGUGUGGAUUGCCACGAGAAGUCUAGGAAAAGCAUUGAUCAUCAAUUAGAGAAAGCCAGGAAGAGUGUUGAUCGGCUGGACAGAAUAAGAACCGGAUAA